Messenger RNA from Stegostoma tigrinum, 4448 nucleotides. It is a transcript of the gene rhbdd2, whose product is annotated as rhomboid domain containing 2. NCBI's taxonomy places the organism in Eukaryota, Metazoa, Chordata, Chondrichthyes, Orectolobiformes, Stegostomatidae. Gene Ontology annotation, cellular component: membrane. Gene Ontology annotation, molecular function: serine-type endopeptidase activity. The transcript is spliced from 6 exons. Bases 380 to 1948 code for a protein of 522 amino acids. The record is from RefSeq and is a predicted model, not a curated record.
UGUCCCCCCCCCCCCCGAAUGUGAGGUGGUAGAUCCCGGUGUGACCCUACUCUCGAACGAGUUGGGACCGGUUACACAGGGAGCACGUGGCACAUUGGGGAUACGCCCACAUUGUGGAACCUUGGAUUGGCCUGGUGGACUUGCAAUUUCCAGCAUCUUCAGUUCUUCAUUUCGUUAAAGAAAUGCCAGGUCGAUCUUUCUAUUGGGGCCAAGCAACAAGUUAGAGAGAAGCAGGAAGAAGACAUACUUCAGAAUUAAAAUAAUCGUGUUUCAACAACUGAUGAGAUAAUGUCAAUAUAGUUACAUAGUGGUGCCAUGAUCUAAUGUGGAACAAUAUUUGAAGUUUGCAGUUGUCUUGGGCGGACAGUAGCUGGUUGCCAUGACAACGGGCAGCACCGAGGCCGGCGCGCAUGCGUACUGCGUCACUUUGGGGCCUGUGAAGCCGGACUGUAAAUUAGUGCUCGCCUGCCGUCAGACGCAGCGCCCGCUACCAACUCGGCCCGGCCCUCCGCUGCCGCCGCCUCUUCCUCUUCUUCGUCUUCGCACCGAAUCUCCAGAGAGCCAGCGGGCCAUGGCGGACAGGAGCGAGGUGCAGCCUCCUCAUGCUCCUGGCCAUCAUCAUCACCAUCACCAUCACCAACAACAACAGCUACAGCAACAACAACAGCAGCAGCAGCAUGCGCCACCGCCCAGCCUGGUGCGGAUGGUGAAGUCUGUGAUCCCUGUGCUGCCCUGUGCCACCGUCUCCACAGCCCUGCUCGGGUGGAUCAUGUUCUACCUGACCUGCAGGUACAAGAUGUUCGAUGAGCACACCUUCACCCUGGGCCACUUCACCAGCCGCCUGCAAGUGUACAAGUUGUUUAGUUAUGUGUUCAUCCAUAAGAGUAUGAGCGCGCUGGUGUGCAAUGUUCUUAUGCUGUGGUAUUUCGGUGGUGCUAUGGAGAAGAGCAUCGGAACAGUAAAGUACGCAUACCUCACUCUCCUGUUCACAAUUCUCACUGGAAUCAUCUAUCUCCUCAUUGGUUCAAUGAUUUUUGGACUGCGUAACCUAAAAGAAAUUCAGGGAUUUACUACACUCGUUUUUGCCUGUGUGGGGAUGUCUGUAUUUCUGUCUCCUAUGAAGUACAUUGUCUUUAUAACAACUAUCAAAUUGAUUUACCUCCCAUUCAUUUUACUUGCCAUUGCAAUUUUCAUUCCGGAAUCAUCGAUCAUUGGCAAUGUUUGUGCAUUGGGAGCAGGAGUUGCAUAUGUUUAUGGUCGACGGUUCUUUCCUUACCUGGAUUUGCAUGAGAUGACUGCUGCAUCAAUGGAAAGGAAUUUUCCUUUUACUUAUCUGAAGGUUAUACCAGGGAUCACAUUUUAUUCAGCCUUGUGGGAGGUGAGAAACGUCGAAAUAACUGACAGAUGUUUGUGGAAACUCUUGGUCUGUGAUUUUAUAUUUCCGACUGGCUUUGUCUGGUGCAAUCCUAGACCAGGGUCCUAUCCCACACAAACCUAUUACUUUCCUCCAGCCACUGACUCCCAGUACAACCAAUUUUCGAAGAUAUAUUGGUCUGGAUCUGAGCAGCAACAAAAUCCUAGUUACGGUCUUGAAUAUGUUCGUAGGCUUAAAUAUGAUGCUGGAUAUGGACAGAACUAUAAUCUUGGCUCCACAUCUGGACAUGGACAUAACCACAAUGUUGGACACACACCUGCGUAUGGGCACAGCCAUGAUCUUGGACACACACCUGGGCAUGGGCACAGCCAUGAUCUUGGAUGCAUACCUGGGCAUGGUGACAGUCACGAUCCUGCCCAUAAUCCUGGACAUACACAUACUUGUGAUCAUAAAGGUGAUUACCAAUAUGCUGCCAAGGUACCGUUCAAUUCUCCUGGGCUCCAACAGAGUUAUGAUCCGAGUCCAUCUGUUAGAAAAGACUUUGAAGAUUCCUGUUCUGUGGUCAUGAACUAGGUCCUUAGUUGGCGUCGACCUUUGCAAAAUGUAGAGUUCGUGCCACCAUCAUGGAAUCACCAGUCAAUGCCAAAGAUGCCUUUUUUUUUAAUUUUUAGAUUGCCAAUUGUCAGAUAAUAGAAAUGCAAAAUUUUCCAAGUGCUGGUUCAAGCCAAGGUGAUAGUAGAAAAGUGUGUAUUGUUACAAAGUAAGUUAUAUCAUUGGCAUCAAAUUCAGCGUCAAAGACUUGAAAGCCUACAACUAUGUAUGUACUAAAUAUUGGUGUUAAAAAUUUUGCUUUUUUAUACUUUGCACCUUCUGGUUAUUUUAACAGUCAUUAAUUAUUUUUUGUUUGUACCUGUGCUGUAAUUAUCACUGUUAGCACAGAUGGGAACAUUAUCUUCUGUUUGCAAAGUAUCAUAAAAUGCAUCUUGUCUUAAUAUGGGCACAGUGUGCAUUUCAAUCUGCACUGGCAAUGCCAAUGCACCAACAUUAAUACAGCUAGGGUAACAGAGCAAUUGAGGAGUAUGAAAUGGCUUAAUUUAUACUUGAUAAACAUGCUGCUUAAGAAUUGACAGCUGAUGGGUCAAGAUGUCUGAAGGAUGUACCUCCAGCUAAACUAGUCUUGAGUUUGAGUCUUAGAACUGCUGUAUGUUUGAACCUGAUUUGCACUAUUGGGAAAUGAUUUUGAGAGUUUUGACUGCUAAUUGGGCAGGCUGCUACAUGUACAAUAGCAAGUAAGGAAUGAGUGGAAGAGAAAUGCUGAUCUUCCAAGUACCUCACCAAGUGGCAUCGAAAUUGUGGAGAGCCCCAUCUUUACUGUUACUGUUCCACCUUCUGUCAAGCCUCAUAUUAGUCGGGUUACUGGCCGAAGGUAAGAAUACAGUGGCAAGGAUUUUCUUCAACAGUGAGAGAGAGAAAAAUGUGAUGACGAACUAUCUUGGCCUACUCUUCAUUAAAUGAGAAUAAACAGAGAAGGUGAACUUGCCAAGGGAGAGAGAACAUUUGGAAGAACAGAAUUCGAGUGCAGUUUGUUCAAAACAGUAUGCCAAUUGUUUUUACUCUUAUGUGAGUACGACUUGAAAUAUCAAUAAUUGUGGUCAUCCUUCCACAUUCUCUCAUACUUUCUUGGUUGCUUAAUUAAAUUGUGCAGAUAUUGAGGGUCAGAAAUGAGCUGAUGUCUGCUUGGUUAGGUAAUCUGAAAUUAAAGCACUGUUCAAAGCUUGUAUUAUCAACUGAAGCUACCUGGAAAUUGGUAGAAACAAAGAUGUUAUAGAUACCUCAACAUGUUCAGUGGUACAAGUUUGUGUGGGUGACAGAGAUAAAGUGCUGGAAGAACUGACUGGGUCACAUAAGAUUGUUUUACAUCGAGCUUUACAGUGAUCACACCUAGCUUUACCACAUUGCCACUUCUCUUUUGGAUUCACUAUCCCUGAUUUGUCACAUUGCUUAUUUGACAACCAACAGUUGUGCAUGCACACACGUAUCUCCAACUACAUAUCAGGAAUGCUGAAGCCAUUAACUUUUGUCCUGUCAUAGACUCUAUUCUCAACCUGUUGACCUCAUUCCUCUCCCUGGUAACUGUCUGAGGCUUAACCAGUCCCUUUGCAACCUUGGCAUCAGAUUUGAUCCCUGGUUGAGCUCAAGACCACCUUUCUCUAUCUCCAUACCUUUGCCAAAGACUCAGUUCACCUGUUGUUGAAACCCUCAACCGUGCCUUUGUUACAUCCAGAUCUAAUGUUUUCAGACCUCUACUGUCCAAUUCCUAACUCAGACCAAAUGCUGGAGAUCACAGCAAGUCAGGCAGUGUCCAUGGAGAGACAGCAAGUUAAUGUUUUGAGUCAGGAUGAAUUUUCAUCAGCUCUGAUGAAGUGUUAUCUAGACUCAAAACGUUAGCUUGCUGUCUCUCCAUAGAUGCUGCCUGAUCUGUUGUGAUUUCCAGCAUUAUUUAUUUUUCAGUACAGAUUCCAGCAUCUGCAGUAAUUUUCUCUCUCACACCAAAUUCUGCCCCUCCACAUACUCGCUGACCUUUGUCAACUCCCGAUGCACCAACACCUGGAGUUUAAAAUGUUCAUCUUUAUUUUCUCAUCCCUCAAUGGCCUCACCCUUCUUCAACUCUGUAACUUUCUCCAGCCCUAAAACCUUCCAGUGCUUUCUUCCAAUUCUGGCCUUUUGCCCAUCCCCAAUUUUAAUUACUGUUCCAUUGCUGGUGUAUUUUAGAUACCAAGAUCCUAAGCUGUGAAUUUCCUCCCUUCAAUUUCAUCACCUCUCAACCAAUGCCCUCUGGUACAGAUUUUAAUUGCACAAAAGACCUGUAUAUUUGAAUGCAUUGAAAAUUAUUUUGUUGGAUCUCACACUUGCGGUAUCUGAAUGGGAACAACAUUUGGGAACAUUGCUGUAAACAUUUAAGAUGCUGCUGAAAACAUUUUGACUACUUUUUGAUCAUUUGUUCUAACAUCUUGUAAUAUGUAUCUUCUGUUUUAUAAUACAUCCUGAAAUGUUUUACAUUAAAGAUGGUAAA